CCUGCCUCAACAAGAGCUGUAAGUAAUUGGUGGUAGGCAUUGUCUGACCGGCGAAAUUUGCUCGCGGCCCAAUCUUAGCCCGUCCCACCCACGGCAAUCUGGGGCGGUCUGAACAUCCAUCCAUCUAUCCAUCCAUCCAUCCAUUCAUCCAUUGUCCGAGGACCUCUUGUUCCGUCUCAUCAUCAUGACGGCCUUUGAGGAGUUUGGCGUGUUGCCCGAAUUGGGCGCGGCCGUAGAUCACAUGGGAUGGAGUUUGCCCACGGAUGUGCAAUCUGAGGCCAUUCCUAUGAUUUUAGGCGGCGGGGAUGUGCUCAUGGCCGCCGAAACCGGAUCGGGCAAGACCGGCGCCUUUUGUUUGCCCGUCCUACAAAUCACGUGGGAGAGCCUCAAAGCCUUGCGUGCCGGCACGCCUACCGCCCGCUCGACCCCCGGGUCCGAGGAUGCCACUCCGACCUCGGAAUGGCGCAUGUCCGUGCUGGAUCGCAGUCCGGCCUUGGCCAUUUCGGCCGAUGGUUUACGUUGCCAAAGCCGACAUCCCAAAGAAUGGCACGGGUGUCGCGCCGGAUUGGGCGUGGCAGGGGCCGGUCAAUGGUAUUUCGAGGCCUAUGUCGAGGAUGAAGGCUUGUGUCGCGUGGGCUUUGCCACCGGUCAGGCCGCCUUGGACCUAGGCACCUGUCCGCAUGGUUACGGGUUUGGCGGUACGGGCAAGAAAUCGAACAACCGCCAGUUUGACGAUUACGGACAAGCCUUCGGGCAAGCCGAUGUUUUAGGAUGCUAUUUGGAUCUGGAUCACGGCGAAAUCGCUUACACUAAGAACGGUGUGGAUUUGGGACUGGCCUUUACUUUGAAGUCGCACCAACUUAAGCAAGCCUUUUAUCCUGCCGUUGUAUUGAAGAAUGCGGAAAUGCGAUUCAAUUUUGGUGAUCAGCCUUGGAAGUACCAGCCUGUCGAAGGCUACCGCGGUUUUAAUCAAUCCCCAGAGACUGUGAUGGUAGUGAAUGACAAGCAACAAAAUGUGGUGGAUCGGAAGAUCGCGGCCAAUUCGCCUCAAGCCAUUAUCAUUGAGCCCUCGCGAGAAUUAGCCGAACAAACGCAAAAGCAGAUUGCCCAAUUCAAGACCAAACUGCCUCAUCCUCCCAUUCGCGAGCAUCUCGUGGUGGGUGGGGUGAGCAUUCAAGACCAAUUAAAGGCCUUUAAGGAGGGCGUCGACAUUGUCGUAGCGACUCCCGGUCGUCUAGAAGACCUCAUUAGUGGUGGCAAAUUGUCCUUAAAGCAGUGCCGUUUCUUCAUCUUGGACGAGGCCGACGCCCUGCUCAAGGCCGGCUAUGAGAAGCUCAUCCAUCGGUUGUAUGAAAAGAUCCCGAAGAUGACCUCGGACGGCACUCGCUUACAAAUGAUCGUGUGUUCGGCCACGUUGCACGACUUUGACGUGAGACGCUUGGCCGACCAAUUGAUGCAUUUCCCGACUUGGGUCGAUUUAAAAGGUCAAGAUUCGGUCCCGGAAACGGUUCAUCAUGUCGUGGCUUGGGUCGAUCCGGCAAAGGAUCAGGAUUGGCGGAAGCUCCUGAAGCAAGUGCCUACCGACGGGGUGCAUCAGCGAGAUGACAAGUUGGCGGGAGAUAAAAAUUCCCGCUCGGAAGCAGUCAAGGUAUUGAAAGCGGAGUACUGCCUAAAAGCCAUCGAGAAACAUCAAAUCGAUUAUGGCUUGAUCUUUUGUCGAACUAAACUCGACUGUGAUAACUUGGAGAAAUAUCUCAAAAAGCGGCAUUCUUGCGUGUGUCUUCACGGAGAUCGAAAACCCACCGAGCGACGCGACAAUCUGCAAUUGUUUAAGGAUAAAGCGGUGAAUUUCCUUAUUUGCACGGAUGUGGCUGCACGAGGCAUCGACGUCAAAGGUCUUCCGUUCAUGAUCAACUUGACCUUACCAGAUGAUAAGGCCAAUUACGUUCAUCGCAUUGGCCGCGUGGGGCGGGCAGAACGAAUGGGAUUAGCUAUUUCGCUUGUGUCCCAAGAGCCCGAAAAGGUCUGGUAUCACGGCGAGUGGUGCAAAAGCCGGGGCAGAAAUUGCUCGAACACUAAUACCGUCGAAAGGGGUGGCUGUUGCAAAUGGUUCGACGAGAAGCAGAUGUUAGCCGAUAUUGAGGAGCAUCUUGGGGUAACCGUUCCUCAAGUUGGCACGGAUUUCGAGAUCCAAACCAAUGAGUUUGAUGGGAAAGUAGUGUAUGGCAAAAAAUUGGAAGACAAAGGCACUGGUUAUCGAGGACAUGCUGAUGUGUUGGCACCAACCCUGGCCAAACUCCAAUGUUUGGAAAAGGACGCUCAACUCAUGUUUCUGGCAAAUUAUAUUUAAUCUUGUGCCAAUAAAAGCCUCUUGAUCUGUG
Messenger RNA from Tigriopus californicus, 2381 nucleotides. It is a transcript of the gene Ddx1, whose product is annotated as ATP-dependent RNA helicase Ddx1-like. The transcript has 10 exons. Bases 185 to 2350 code for a protein of 721 amino acids. NCBI's taxonomy places the organism in Eukaryota, Metazoa, Arthropoda, Copepoda, Harpacticoida, Harpacticidae. Gene Ontology annotation, molecular function: ATP binding; protein binding; RNA helicase activity. The record is from RefSeq and is a predicted model, not a curated record.